AUGGCAGAUGAUAUCAUUCUGGAACCGAAGUUAAUCGCAAGGGAGUAUCUGCGAAAGUGGUUCACACUGGAUAUUAUCUCAUCUCUACCACUUGAUUACAUCCUUCUGGCCUUUGACAACGGCACCGAGCAAAUUGCACAAGCUGGUCAGGCGCUAAAAAUCUUUAGGCUUGCUAAAUUGCUUAGCCUUUUGCGCCUCUUUCGUUUGUCUCGACUUUUGCGAUAUGUUGGUGAAUGGGAAAAGGUAAGUCCAGGCUACCAGAUGCUACUCAUGUUUGUCGUGUUUCAUUUUUUCCAACACGCAGCUGGACAGAAAUUAUCAUCAUUAUCUGUAGGUUUUUGA
This is a messenger RNA of Hydatigera taeniaeformis, 342 nucleotides long. NCBI's taxonomy places the organism in Eukaryota, Metazoa, Platyhelminthes, Cestoda, Cyclophyllidea, Taeniidae. The record is from the annotation of a GenBank genome assembly.